AUGUCUAAAUCAGGUGCAGAACAAGGUGAUACUGUGGGAAAUGACAGUGGUAAUGAGUAUGAAUUAUCUCCACCACCGCUCAAGAUAUUAAAGGCUAAUGAUGAAGAAUUUGAUUCGGAAGAGGUAACAAAUAAUCCGAACGCAAAUGGUGGCAGCAGUGAUUCUAUGUUAACACAAGCUGGUCGCCUGACACCAGUUGAGGAAAUUCAAAUUGAUACUGUUACUACCGACAAAUCAAGUGAGGAUAAUGAGGAUAGUAGUGACCAGUGUAGCAAAGAUGAGAAUGAUUCUGUCGAUGGAACAGAAACUGACGUUUUAAGAGAACUUAGUAAUGUCAGCAGCACAACAGACGAUAAUGACACACUACUUCGUAUCCCUGAACGUCAGGAUUGUCCUAAUGAACAAUCUCGUACUGUCUCAGUUGAUUCUGGCGAGUCACGUCAUGAAUUUGUGGAACCUACUACUCCAGUUACUUCAAAUGCACAUCGUGUCAGUGCACUGCGCAGGCGCCUUGCGAUUUAUUCACCGAGCGAUAAUCUGUUGUCACCGUGUACUCUGAAAUUGAACCGUCCAAAGAGCUUAUUCAGCCGUUUUGGGGGAACUGCUUUGAAUGAAGGAGGUAGUGGCGACACCAUUGGAAGAAGAAUGAUACAUCCAGGAAGCUCAGAAUUUGAUCCGCUUUCGGACGACUCCUCUGACCAUUCUGAUGAGGAAAGCUCAGAUAGCGAAAACGAUGAACAAUCAGAAAGUAGCAAUAGUGAAUAA
Thelazia callipaeda (thelaziosis nematode) is the source of this 765-nucleotide messenger RNA. The record is from the annotation of a GenBank genome assembly. Lineage: Eukaryota; Metazoa; Nematoda; Chromadorea; Rhabditida; Thelaziidae.